AUGGAGGGCAGCCGGCUGGUGAUUGGCCUUGAUUAUGGGACGACAUACACAGGUGUGGCCUUCACCGAAGUCUCAGACGCAAACUCAAGUCAACAAGACAUCGAGGUCAUCCACAACUGGCCUUCCCGUCAUGGUAAAAUAGGCACGAGGGAGAAAGUUCCAAGUGAGGUGGCCUAUCUUGAAGAAGGCCUGCGAUGGGGUGCCGACAUUCCGCCAUACGAGAAGCGCCACAUGUGGACAAAGCUCGAGCUUGACAACCGCGGUGAUGGUGAAGUUGCUAAGAUCCUUGCCGAACUUUCAUCUCCUCCGGACGCGACACAAAAGCCAGCUGUCGAGAUCAUCGCCGAUUUUCUCACGCAAGUCAAGGCUUGGUUGGUUACCAAUCUGGACGACAAAUACGGAAAAGAACUGUGGCGCACACUACCUAUCACGCUGGUGGUCACUUACCCGGCAGUGUGGUCUGAUGUGGCUAAACACCGUACUAUGCAGGCUGUCGACAAGGCCGGGUUCAACGCAUUACAGUUCCCACGACUCUUGCUGCCUAUUGUAGUGGUCUCAGAGCCAGAGGCUGCUGCGAUCCAUACUAUCAAGUCACUUCGCGGAACUGCCCAGGAUACCAAGCUCGUAACUGGCGACGGUUUCAUCGUGUGCGAUAUGGGUGGUGGUACUGUUGACCUCAUCGCCUAUCGGGUUUCAAGUGUCAAUCCAACAGCCAUCGAGGAGGCCACAGUGGGUAACGGUGCUCAAUGCGGUGGCAGCUUCGUGGAUCGCAACUUUCUCCAUUUUCUCGAGAACCGUCUAGGCUCUGGAGACUUCUUCAAGAUCGCUGGUUGUCACAGUGGAGAUAUACCUCGUACUUCGCUCACCCGCAAAGCGGCGAAGCUGCUCCAAGACUUCACUAUGGAGGUCAAGGGUGGUUUCUCUGGAACUCAGAUCAACUACAUACUACUACCGAACCCGCUAAGCGCAAUCGAUGAUGAUGAGAGCAGAGGUAUCAGCGAUGGGGAACUCACUAUCACAGCCGACGACACGAUGGCGAUGUUCGAUCCUUCUCUCCGUAAGACUCAAGAGCUGAUUCAAGAGCAAAUCCAGCAGGCCCGCGCUAGAAAGCUGAAGAUCAAGAUCAAGAGCUUCGUCGAUAAAGACGGCAUACAAGCAGUUCGUCCCUCCAAUGCUAUCAACAGCUGGUCUGCGGUGGUUCGGGGUGCUACGGCCAAAGGUCUCGAAGGUUCCGACAACAAUGCGGUCUUAAAGCGAAAGAGCCGUCGUUAUUAUGGAACUCCAUACUCUUUACCAUACAGCAGACGUCUGCAUGACAAAAGGGACAUAUACUACGACCCGUUCGACGGCAGAAAGAUGGCUUACAACCAGAUGAGCUGGUUGGUGAAGAAAGGUCAAGAUCUACACGCAUCCAAAGCAAUGCAUGCGACUGUGGACCUCCAUCCCCACUACUGGGUUGAUGAGGAGAGAAUCACCGAGUUCGAGCUUGUCGCGUGCAACUCAAACGUUGCCCCGUCGCGUUAUGCUGAUGAUGCAGUCUACCGGGUUGCCACACUCCGUGUAGAUCUGAGUGACAUACCUGAGGAGACCUUGAGUCUGAACAUUAGCGCAUCUGGUCGGAAGUACUACACGGUCGACUGUACUGUUAAUAUCUCCCUGCAGUCCUCUCUUGAGUUCUUCCUCACUGUCGGGGGCAAGAGAUACGGAUCUCUGACCGCGAAGUAUGAUUGA
Messenger RNA from Alternaria viburni, 1731 nucleotides. RefSeq lists its product as uncharacterized. The record is from RefSeq and is a predicted model, not a curated record. NCBI's taxonomy places the organism in Eukaryota, Fungi, Ascomycota, Dothideomycetes, Pleosporales, Pleosporaceae. The coding region runs from base 1 to 1731 and encodes 576 amino acids. The transcript is spliced from 6 exons.